GUUGAAGAAGAGGCACAUACUGCACAAUAUUUUCAAUUUCUUCUAAACAGAGAAAUAACGAGAUUAAAUGACUUAUGUAAAAAAUGGACAGAAAUUAAAGCAAAACCUGAAACUACAGAGGAUGGAAAAUAUGAAAUAAGUCAAACUAUUGGCCAAACGAAUUUGUUAAUAAGCAAAAAGUUUGAAAGAUUUCGUGGAUUAGUUGCUGAUUGUGAGACAGGAAAAGGAGAAAUGUUAGUUACAUGUAAAGAUUUGCAAGGAUUUUGGAAUAUGAUGUAUAUAGAAGUAAAGAAAUGUGAUUCACAAUUUGAAAAAUUAGAGACUCUU
Habropoda laboriosa is the source of this 327-nucleotide messenger RNA. Its product is annotated as disks large-associated protein 5-like. The record is from RefSeq and is a predicted model, not a curated record. Gene Ontology annotation, biological process: chromosome segregation; centrosome localization; signaling. The annotation marks the transcript as partial. NCBI's taxonomy places the organism in Eukaryota, Metazoa, Arthropoda, Insecta, Hymenoptera, Apidae. Gene Ontology annotation, cellular component: cytoplasm; nucleus; spindle pole centrosome. Gene Ontology annotation, molecular function: microtubule binding. The transcript has a single exon.